UUAUUCAAUUCCAUAUCCAAAUUUUAUUAGCAAUUUCAUCAUUUACAACAAUUGACACGUUUGCAUUUUGAAUUGAAGAAUGCGUGUGCAUGAACCCAUAUAUUACUUAGAUAAAUUGUAAGUUGAGAGAAACCAAAUUGUUGACAAAAUUCCGCAAAGACGCAGACGACGGCUUGGCUUGUACGCGCCGGCACACAGCGACAAUAUGCAUCAACAGCACAUGGACCUGCAUGCCCCAGUGGACUUGAACAAGUCCCUGGACGAGAUGUCGCCGGAGGAGCGCAUGCGCGCUGAGCAUCAGCUGAUGGUGGAGAAGCACAAGGGCCACGAUGCCAUGCACUCGGAAAUGGUGAUCAUAUUGUGUAUGACGCUGGUCAUUGCCCAAAUCAUACUCGUCGAGUGGAAGAAACGACACUACAGAUCCUAUGCAUUUGUCACACUGCUCGCCAUGUGGCUAAUACCGCUUAUCAUCUCGUGCACCUUCCUCUGGAUACGCUUCAUUAUCAUUUGGCUAAUAUUCACGUGCAUCACGGCACUUGUGAUGCGUCGUGCCACAUCCAAACCCAUACAGGGCACAACGCCCAGGCUCGUCUAUAAAUGGUUCUACUUCAUCUACAAGCUGAGCUAUGGAUUGGGCAUCAUUGGCUAUCUGGUCAUAAUGGCCGCCUUUCUGGGCAUGAACUAUAUAUUCGCGCAACCGCCCAACACCUGGAUGGAUGUCGGCCUCAUGUUCUGUUUCUAUGGCCUAUAUAUUGGUGUACUGGGUCGUGACAUUUCCGAGAUAUGUUCAGAUAAAAUGGCAGCUGCCAUUGGUUAUUAUACGCCUCAAGGCAUGCCCACUCGGCAUCUGGAUCAGAACGUGUGCGCGGUGUGCGGCAAUCAAUUGCUGGUUUCCGAGAAGGAGGAGGGUGUCAUCGAGAACACCUACAAGCUGUCCUGCAAUCAUGUGUUCCACGAGUUCUGCAUACGAGGCUGGUGCAUUGUCGGCAAAAAGCAGACGUGUCCCUACUGCAAGGAGAAGGUGGAUCUACAAAAAAUGUUUCGCAAUCCCUGGGAGAAGCCACACGUACUUUAUGGCAGGCUGCUGGACUGGAUUCGCUGGUUGGUCGCAUGGCAGCCACUUAUAUUUUUCAUAGUACAAGGCAUCAACUGGAUGCUGGGCCUGGAAUAGACCAGGCACCAAAUUCACAGUCCAAUUGCGUCUAGUCAAGCACAUUUUAUGCCCUAACACUGUGCUUCACACUAACCAACCAAACACAUCUGAGACCAACAACUAUUACAAAUGGCAAAACCAAGAGAUAAAGCGUCAAGCGAAAGGACAUUUAACAUGGCAGCAUUCCCAGGAGACUUGAUGUCGCCGAUGGUUUCCACUACGCUUGGUCCGAAUAGCAAAACAACCUUUAUUGGCAUUCGCCCCAUCAAUUUGUUGCACUUGUUUCUGUUUUCAUAAAUCGAACUGCCGACAGUUGAAGCAGAAAA
Molecule: messenger RNA, 1479 nt
Organism: Drosophila novamexicana
Lineage: Eukaryota; Metazoa; Arthropoda; Insecta; Diptera; Drosophilidae
Product: RING finger protein 121
Exons: 7
Coding region: 206-1171 (321 amino acids)
Cellular component (GO): endoplasmic reticulum membrane; Golgi membrane
Molecular function (GO): ubiquitin protein ligase activity; metal ion binding
Source: RefSeq, a predicted model, not a curated record